AUGGUUGGCCUCACGUCCGCCGCCGGUGUUGUCGGCUUCCUCUCGGAACCCGACCCGGCCCUGCGCUCGUUCGCCCUCCAGCGGCUGAACGAGGAGAUCGACCUGCUGUGGCCAGAGGUCGCGGGGUCUGUCAGUCAAAUUGAGGCGCUCUACGAAGACGACUCGUUCCCCGAGCGAGAGCUGGCCGCUCUGGUAGCCGCCAAGGUGUACUACCAGCUGCAAGAGUACAAUGAGAGCAUGGUCUUCGCCUUGGGCGCAGGCAAGCUCUUCGACAUCCACAAGGCAGCCGAGUUCGAGGAGACAAUACUGGCCAAAUGCUUAGACACGUACAUCGCGCUGUCCGUCAUGCACAACCCCCCGACACCGGUCAGCAAGGCGAGCCAGGCCCCUCCUCAACUGAGCACAUCCUUCUCCGGAAACGCGGCAGGAGGUGCCAGCACUGCAGCCAGUCUUGCUUCGCCGAUAACGCCCUUCUCCCAGUCCGCGUUACCCUCCAAGUCGCUUCUCUCCAGGGAAGACUCGUCGACAUUCGACCCUACACUCCCCGGAGGAGGCAAUGCCGGUGUACCAGGGGCCCACCCCACCCCGAUGGUAUUGCAGCGAAACGUGCAGAAGAACCUCCACAGCACUGUACGGCGGAUAUUCGAGAGCUGCUACGAGAGCGGCAACUACAAGCAGGUCGUUGGAAUCGCCAUCGAGGCGCGGAAUCUCGAUGUUCUGCGCGAGUCGAUUGUCCGCGCAAGCCAGGACGGAAAGAAGCAGGGCAAGAAGCCUGCGCAGCCCUCCGCACAGAGCGAGGACUUGAUGGAAUACGUUCUCGACAUCUGCAUGAACGUGGUACAAGAGCGAGGACUGAGGAACGAGAUCCUCCGCCUGAUUCUGGAUCUCCUCAAUGACGACCAGAUCCCGAACCCCGAUUACUUCUCCAUCGCCAAGUGUGUCGUAUACCUCAACCAGCACUCGCUGGCUUCGAAGCUCAUCCGGCAGCUGAUUGAGCGAGGAGACGACAAGUCUCGCGCAGUUGCAUACCAGAUCUCCUUCGACCUCUACGAGAAUGGCACACAAGAGUUCCUCACAAAGAUCAUGGAAGAGCUGCCGGAAGCUGAGAAGGAAGACGCGCAGAAGCCCUCGGAUGCAGGCGAGUCGGACUCUCUGCUCGCAGAUGUGGAUACUAGCAACUCAAAGGGUGACCAGGCGAGUGAAGAUCAGAUCAAGGUGUAUGACAAUGUCCGCUACAUUCUCCGCGGAACCAAGAGCAUCGAGCUGAACCUCGAGUUCCUGUACAGAAACAACCGCACAGACAAGGCUGUGCUCAACAAGGUCCGCGACAGCUUAGAGGCUAGGAACUCCAUCUUCCACUCCAGUGUUACCUUCGCCAACGCCUUCAUGAAUGCUGGCACUACCAAUGACACAUUCUUCCGCGAGAACCUGGAAUGGCUGGGAAAGGCAGUCAACUGGUCCAAGUUCUCCGCGACCGCUGCUCUGGGUGUCAUCCACCGCGGCAACAUCACACAAGGGCAGAAGCUUCUUGAGCCUUACCUGCCCAAGGACAGUGUCUCAUCGGGCUCUCAUUACGAGCAGGGUGGAUCACUAUACGCACUUGGUCUGAUCUACGCGAACCACGGAUCCAACGUUCUUGAUCUGCUCCUGAAGCAGUUCCAGAACGCAUCUGAAGAGGUCAUUCAGCAUGGUGGUGCGCUCGGUCUUGGCGUUGCUGGCAUGGCCACUGGCUCCGAGGAGAUCUUCGAGGCCUUCAAGAACGUUCUGUACACAGACUCUGCCAUCAACGGUGAGGCCGUCGGUCUCUCCAUGGGUCUUGUCAUGCUCGGCACUGGCAACAUCAAGGCACUCGAAGACAUGAUCCAGUACGCGCACGACACACAGCACGAGAAGAUUGUUCGCGGUCUAGCCAUGGGCAUGGCACUCAUCAUGUACGGCCGACAAGAGGCUGCCGACGAGCUCAUCAAUGGGCUCCUCGACGACCCAGACCCAACCCUGCGAUACGGAGGUAUCAUGACUAUCGCUCUUGCGUACUGUGGCACAGGCAGCAACAAGGCCGUCAGAAGGUUACUCCACGUUGCCGUCAGUGACGUCAGCGAUGAUGUACGAAGAGUAGCAGUCAUGAGCUUGGGUUUCAUCCUCUUCAGGAAGCCAGGCAGUGUUCCCCGCAUGGUUGAGCUUCUCGCCGAGUCAUACAACCCGCACGUGCGAUACGGAGCCACCAUGGCUCUGGGUAUUGCUUGCGCGGGAACUGGUCUCCCAGAGGCCGUAGAUCUGUUGGAGCCAAUGAUGAAGGACUCCACCGACUUCGUCCGACAAGGUGCUUUGAUUGCGCUGUCCAUGAUCAUGGUACAGCAAAACGAGGCAAUGAACCCCAAGGUAGCAUCCAUCCGUAAGCAGCUCGCGAAGGUGGUGAGCGACCGCCACGAGGAUGCUAUGGCCAAGUUCGGUGCUGCUCUUGCCCUGGGUAUCAUUGAUGCCGGAGGUAGGAAUUGCACAAUCGGUCUGCAGACGCCGACCGGCAACCUGAACAUGGCGGCCAUUGUCGGUAUGGCCGUCUUCACCCAGUACUGGUACUGGUUCCCUCUGACUCACUUCCUCUCGUUGAGCUUCACGUCUACCGCCGUCAUUGGUCUAGACCAGGAGUUGGAAAUCCCGUCGUUCAAGUUCCACAGCAACACUAGGCCAAGCAUGUUCGAUUACCCGCCAGACGCAGAGGUCAAGGCAGAAGAGGCGCCCGAGAAGAUCAAGACCGCAGUCCUAUCCACCACCGCUCAAGAUAAGCGACGACGGAUGGUAAAGGAGCGCCAAAAGCGGAGGGAAAGCAUGGAUGUGGACCACACUCCUACCACACCCAAGCCUGCGGACGACGAUAAGAUGGACGUAGACGAGGACCCUAAGAAGGAAGAUGGCGAGAAGGCUGACGGUGCCCAAAAUGUGGAGGCUUCAAAGAAGAAGGUUGAGAAGGAGAAGGUUGGCUACGAGCUGGAGAACAUGUCGCGUGUACUGCCGCCCCAAGUAAAGUACAUCAGCUUCCCAAGCGAACGAUAUGUACCAGUGAAGAAGCCAACACUCGGUGUCAUCCUUCUCACAGACACCAAGCCUUCAGAACCAAAGACGCUCCUAGAGCUCAAGGUAAAGAAGGCCGUGCCUGCCCCUGCCCCUGGCGCGUCGGGCUCUUCAGGAGAUCAAGGACCAGAAGGCAUAUCAGUAACAACUGCUGCAGCGCCGGUCAGUGAUAACAUGGUGGAUGAGGGCGAGGCCGAGGCUUCCGCUCCGGGUGAGUUUAUCUACGAGUCCGACACGAACCCGGACGACGACGAGUAA
Messenger RNA from Alternaria incomplexa, 3327 nucleotides. RefSeq lists its product as uncharacterized. Bases 1 to 3327 code for a protein of 1108 amino acids. Gene Ontology annotation, cellular component: proteasome storage granule; proteasome regulatory particle, base subcomplex; nucleus. NCBI's taxonomy places the organism in Eukaryota, Fungi, Ascomycota, Dothideomycetes, Pleosporales, Pleosporaceae. Gene Ontology annotation, molecular function: enzyme regulator activity. The record is from RefSeq and is a predicted model, not a curated record. The transcript is spliced from 4 exons. Gene Ontology annotation, biological process: proteasome-mediated ubiquitin-dependent protein catabolic process; regulation of protein catabolic process.